Nannizzia gypsea CBS 118893 is the source of this 2967-nucleotide messenger RNA. RefSeq names its product CMGC/CDK/CRK7 protein kinase. The transcript is spliced from 4 exons. Lineage: Eukaryota; Fungi; Ascomycota; Eurotiomycetes; Onygenales; Arthrodermataceae. Gene Ontology annotation, cellular component: cyclin/CDK positive transcription elongation factor complex; nucleus. The record is from RefSeq and is a predicted model, not a curated record. Bases 1 to 2967 code for a protein of 988 amino acids. Gene Ontology annotation, biological process: positive regulation of transcription elongation by RNA polymerase II; protein phosphorylation; transcription elongation by RNA polymerase II. Gene Ontology annotation, molecular function: cyclin-dependent protein serine/threonine kinase activity; ATP binding; RNA polymerase II CTD heptapeptide repeat kinase activity.
AUGGCCGGAUACGAUAGGAACCUAUCGAUGAGAGAACAGAGGAGAGACAGGCACGACGAAUACGAAACGAUAGAGCAAAAGACGGGCAGAGGAGGCUCCUAUCACCAGCAACCCAGGCAUUCGCUGCGUCGCAAGGAGCAGGAUAGGUCGGGCAGAGGUCGCGGUGACUCCUAUCAUCAACGCUUUUCGCUCCAUCGAACCGAUCAGGGACGAGGUGGAGGGAGAAGAACCGCGUCCCCAUCCCCACACGACGAUUCUACUGCUCAACAACAGCGCAACACUAGCCCAGAGCAACAGGUAAGGGUCCGACAAGAUGAAGAGGCACAUUCACAUUCACGGGGAGAGGAAUACAAGCGACUGAGGAGUGCUUCACCACCCCUUUCGCGUCGCCGCCACUCUUCCUCUAGCAGGCGACGAGCCCGCGGUAGUGAGGGCUUCGCCGGGAGUCAUAGGAAAUCUCGCGAGCACAGCCAUUAUUCAAAGAGAUCUCACCCUUCAGACAAGGAGAAUCGACCCGCUAACGAUUUUGUUGAAGAUUUCGCUGGGACCAGCUCUCGAUCGCAUCCCCCGUCCGACGAGCAAAGCCAUUUUACCGCUUCCCCAAGAACUUUUACUCCCCCAUUCACUCGCAAUAUAGAACCCCAUUCCCGACCAACGUCACAGUACCCGCUUACUUCUAGAACCUCGCAUAACCGUUCCCUCCCUACGCCGUCCUCUCACCUAGAAUCCGUUUCGAGCAACCCUUCAAGGCCCGAUUUCUCUCCUUUUCCCAUCGCAAGUGUGCGUAAAGACAGCAGCAGACGGAGAGCCAAUAAGGACGAACACAUGCGUGACACAUAUCCAGUACAUGGUGUAAGGCCGGCGGAAGCCCGGUCUUCACGGCGGCCGUCACACCCAUCUGUUGAUACUCGUCAGCCAUACACAUCACCACAGUAUGUAACUCCUACCAGCUCCAGGCACGAGUCUCCGCAAUCUGCCUCCCCUUACAGUGGCGGUGGACGCGGCUCGUGGUCCGCACAGCAACAAUCACAGCCGUAUCAUGGACAGUCGAGACAACUACAUGGCUACUCCCCACCCUAUCGACAGUCAAGCUACCCGUCUCAAAAUGCACCGCCAAGUCAAUAUUAUCAAGGCCAGCCGCCAACCUCAGGCCAUCUCCCGCCGGGCUAUUCGGCUCAAGCUUAUAGAGGAAGUAAUUCAUCAUAUCGUGGCUCACGUUCCAGAGGGUCGCAUUUGGAUGCUGUACAAUGGACUAGUCGGGGCCGUGGCGCGCCCCAUCAGCACCCGCCGCCUCUUCCAAUGCAAAUCCCGUCUGAAGAGCAAAUGUCUCUCGAUACUGAUGAAGAAGACAAUCCUUUUCGGCCGUCGAAAGACCUGCAGGUGGAGGAUCAAGGGGCAGCAGGCGAUCUAGAACGCCCUGAGCCUCCUCCUUCCAAACGUCAGCCUACCAGCACCACUUCACAACCAAAGGAAUCUGGGAAAUUCAGCUUCGCAUUCAAAUCAAAAGCUACGCCAUCCCAGGCUCCAAAGCCAAUUCCUGAUUUAACGCAUAAAAUGCGUGAGCCUCCUCGGCCUUUGGAGCUCCCAAAAACAAAGCCACAGUCUGUGACCUCCAAAUUAAAACAUGAGACACGCUCUGAUCGUCGGGAUGAUCGUCGGGAUCCCCGACGUGGAGAGCGUCGGUUUGAUGGCUGGGACGAAAGGCGGCGGGAACGACGUGAAGACCGACGAGAGUCUCGGCCUGAGAAGCGAAAAGACCGUACAACCGAGCGUUCAAAGCCUAAGAAGAAAAUUCUCACUCGAAUGAAGCCCAGGCCGACCCUUUCUGAAGAAUUCUCACGUGCAGACUCCGUCUAUUACCGCAAGCCUGGGAAUGAGUCUGUCGUGGGAGCUGGUACUUACGGCAAAGUCUUCAAGGCAGUGCAUGUUUUUACAAAGAACAUGGUGGCCUUAAAACGAAUACGCAUGGAAGGAGAAAAGGAUGGGUUUCCUAUCACUGCUGUUCGAGAGAUAAGACUCCUUCAACAUCUUCACCAUCAGAACGUCGUCAGCCUUCAAGAGGUGAUGGUGGAGAAAAAUGAAUGCUUUAUGGUGUUCGAAUACCUUUCCCACGACCUUACUGGCCUCAUCAACCAUCCCACUUUCGUACUAUCAGCCGCACACAAAAAACAUCUCGCCAAACAAAUGUUCGAGGGCCUAAACUACUUGCAUCAUCGUGGAGUGCUUCAUCGUGACAUCAAGGCAGCAAAUAUCCUUAUCAGCAAUCAAGGCCAACUCAAAUUUGCAGACUUUGGACUUGCCAGAUUCUUUUCCAAAUCACGGCAACUUGACUAUACCAACAGAGUCAUCACAAUAUGGUAUAGGCCUCCAGAGCUACUCCUUGGAGAGACUCGGUAUGGCCCUGCGGUUGACAUUUGGAGUGCCGCGUGUGUAUACAUGGAAAUGUUUACCAAGAAAGCCAUUUUCCCUGGAGAUGGCAGCGAACUAAAUCAAAUAGAUAAACUCUACAACUCUCUUGGGACCCCGACAAGAGCUGACUGGCCAGACAUUAUUGAUAUGCCCUGGUUCGAACUCAUGCGCCCCGCUGAGCGGAAGAAGAGGGCAUUUGAGGAUCUAUAUCGAGAUUGUUUAUCUCCAGCUGCCCUUGACCUUGUUGCCAGCAUAUUCCAGUACGAUGCUAGUAAACGACCAUCUGCAGAGGAAAUUCUUGCACACCCCUACUUUGUGUCUGAGGAGCCAGGGCCACAGCAAGCUAUGGAACUAGCAGAUGUGGAGGGUGAUUGGCAUGAAUUCGAAUCCAAAGCCCACCGAAAAGAGAAGGAUAAGGAAGCUCGCCGUGCAGAACAACGAGAAAGAGAAAAGCGGAAAAUAGCUGGCUCUACCGAACUAAGCGAAGAUAGAGAAUCCAAACGUACACGACUCGACGACAGUGCACCAACAUCGCAGGGCGCAGAGACAGAGAACUAA